Acinonyx jubatus (cheetah) is the source of this 6621-nucleotide messenger RNA. It is a transcript of the gene SGPP2, whose product is annotated as sphingosine-1-phosphate phosphatase 2. NCBI's taxonomy places the organism in Eukaryota, Metazoa, Chordata, Mammalia, Carnivora, Felidae. The transcript is spliced from 4 exons. Bases 2507 to 3322 code for a protein of 271 amino acids. The record is from RefSeq and is a predicted model, not a curated record. Gene Ontology annotation, biological process: phospholipid dephosphorylation; sphingosine metabolic process. Gene Ontology annotation, cellular component: endoplasmic reticulum membrane. Gene Ontology annotation, molecular function: sphingosine-1-phosphate phosphatase activity.
UGGAUGCUUGGGUCUGUAGACCCCAAACUGACUUGGCACACGGAGCUGGCUAUCAUGUUGAUAGUUGUUCAAAAAUGAGUAUGAAAUCGCCCUUGGCCAGUGUUGAUAGCACGGCCAGGGAUGUCAAACUGAAAAUUGGAAAUAGAUGUUUGGCUACUCCCCCGAUACAUUGAGUAGAUAGAUACGUAGCCAGGGCGCCCUCACCAAAAACUGACGUCAUCUGCAUUGUCGUAAGUGAAUUUUCUUCCUUACAUCCUAUGAUUAUGGCUUCCAUAAUUUUGUUAGCUUGCAUAUUGAAUUUUUAUUCUGAUGCAUUUCCUUAGCCCUCCAUUUCCUUCCCAGCCUUUUAACUGGUAAUUUUGUUUGCUCAGGGACCGUAGCACAAGAAACCACCUCGUGAUGAAACAGUGCUUCUCCCAUGAAUGCGCAGUCGUUUGAGCAUGAGGCAAUGUGGCCCGCACUACAGAGAACAGCCAGGCCUGAAGGUCUGGGACUACCGUCCACCGUUCCUAUCACCAGUUAGCUCAGUGUUAAAUUUCUUGCCAAGUAAGAGGAAGGGGAAGAUUUGGACAUACGCGACGGGAACCAAAUCCAGGCAAGCAGAAGGCCCCUAACCCUUGUAUUCCCUCCAACAAGGACCAUUAGCACAAAUCCUUCCUUAAGACUGCUUUCCUGAUUAAAGAUGGUUGUAAUCCCUUGGAGUUACAGUGGCAUUACAUGUGCCUACACCAGAAGCCAUAUUUCUUUCUGUGCGGUGUGGUCAACUGGUCCUGUGAAAGGCAAGCCACUGAGAUGCGGUUGACUGUACUCAGAAUUUGGAUGGAUGAGGUUGUGUGGCUUGACUCCUUGGAGUCUUUAAUCCUUCCAGAAAGAAAAUCUUUUGUGUUUCCCUUGAGUGACCACCAUUCCGAUCUUUUCUGAGUUGUGUAAGAAUGUAGACUCUCUGGGUGACCCACUCUCCUGAACCUGCAAGAGCCAUCUCUUUACAGGAAGCCAACAUAAAAUGACCCAGUUCCGAUCAACUGUGGAAGGAGAGCCUGUGGUGUCCUGAAAGACCCUUAGCCUAAAAUCAGGCUCAGGGUCAGGUCAGCGUGAUGGCCUCCCCGACCUCACCCCCUCCAGAGACUUCCUCCUCCACAGAUACUGCCGUAGAAGGACAGGCAAGGGCAGUGUGAUCACAUUCUCUUAGAGUAGUUCAAGGCUACACUCUCCGGAGCUAGAGAGAUUUCCAGAUCUACUGAGCCCGAAUCCCAUUUUAAUCCCAAUCAAAUCAGAUUUUAAUUGCUUUUUCCAAUUGAAUAUUUUUCCUUCAGGAAAUUGACACACAUCACAGAAACACAAGUACAUUCGUCUACGUGGCUGUUUUUGUUCUAGUAAAUGUUUGGGGUUUGGUGGAGCUGAAAGGGGACACGUAAGAACAUUUGUUUUGAUGACCAACGGUUUUUAAGACAGAUGCUUUAUGGUGAAACACAAGUUACCUAGGUGGCUAAUGACCAGGGUUUUAAGAAGGGUCUGGGCAGACAUUCAUUGUGUCACCCUCCUAAGUUUUCCCAUUUGCUGGGCCCACUCCUAGAACACGAGUGAUCGAAUUGUGGGAACGUUUGUAAAACACGGAUGAAACACAGAAAUUGGCCUAGGUGAAGUGAACUAAGUUUUGAAAAAAAUCACCAGGAAUUAGGGUAGGUACACAAAAACAUCUUGGGAAAAUUGAAAGAUCAAAACCUGGUCGCUAAAUAUAACCUACUGGUGUCCCCUUCUUAUAUUUAUGGAGGAAAAUAAGAGAGUGAUUUGCCAGUGUCCUUUGAAGGUAGAAACUACUGUUCUCCUGAAUUAUGGCCAGAGCAUAUCCCUUAUUUGCUUUAUCGUAGGCACCAUAUAUAGGCUGCUGUUAGCAAUGUUGAUUUUUAACAUCUAAAUGGCUCCCAAGCCGACGUAGAUCUAAGCAAGUGAGGAUUUAGGUAAAGCCAGCAGCAGCUUAUUAUUAAUGCACUAUGCUGAAAAGCUCUAGCUUGCCGUUGCUAAAGACGAGAGCCCUGGGGAAAAUGACAGCUCAUUUUGGAAGCUAAUAUUAGACAUGCUACCACUCCUGAGGCCAGGCUAGUGAGCUGCUCAUUCAGCUCAGGGAUGACCUUGCACGCAGCCUUGGCAGGACUAGAGAUUCAGGAAAAAGGGCCAUGGACAUUACACCACAGCUUGCCAUUCUCAUCCGUGACCACCAUGGAACCAUCAUGAUCUGUGAACAGUGAUGGCAUGGACCAUGGUCUUAGGUUCCUCCACAUUGCCAAGGUCAUCAUGGAGAACCUUAGCCAGGAGGGCCAACCCCUCAGUCUGUAGAUGGCAUUGCUGACAAUCUUAAAGGAGUUGUCAUUGCCACAGCUCUCUCCCUUUCUGAGCAUUGUGACAUCAGCACAAGGGGUCAAGAUGAUAAUCCUUUGUCUUUACCUUUCAAGUGAGCACCGGCCUUGUCUAAGAUGCUGAAGAUAUCAGUGGGCUCUGUGAGUUGGUGAUGUAUAUUGGCCAGAUGGCCAAGGACAUCCUGAAGUGGCCCCGCCCCUUCUCCCCUCCUGUCGUGAAACUGGAGAAGAGAGUGAUUGCUGAGUAUGGAAUGCCAUCUACCCACGCCAUGGCGGCCACCACCAUUUCCUUCACCCUCCUCAUCUCUACGAUGGACAGAUACCAGUAUCCCUUUGUUCUGGGGUUGCUGACGGCUGUGGUGUUUUCCACCUUGGUGUGUCUCAGCAGAGUCUACACUGGGAUGCACACGGUCCUGGAUGUGCUGGGUGGCAUCCUGGUCACCGCGGUCCUCAUUGUCCUCACCUACCCCGCCUGGACCCUUAUCGAUCGCCUGGACUCGGCCAGCCCCCUCUUCCCCGUCUGUGUCAUCGUGGUGCCGUUCUUCCUGUGUUACAACUACCCCGUGUCCGACUGCUACAGCCCAACCCGAGCGGACACCACAACCAUCCUGGCCGCGGGGGCGGGCGUGACCUUAGGGUUCUGGAUCAACCACUUCUUCCAGCUCGUGUCGGCGCCCGGCGAGUCCCUCCCUGUCAUUCAGAACAUCCCGCCGCUCACCACCGACAUGGUAGUUUUGGGUCUGACCAAAUUCGUCGUGGGAAUCGUGCUGAUCCUUCUGGUCCGCCAGCUCGUACAGAAUCUCUCGCUGCAAGUGCUAUACUCGUGGUUCAAGGUGGUCACCAGGAACAAGGAGGCCAGGCGGAGACUAGAGAUCGAAGUGCCUUACAAGUUCGUCACCUACACAUCUGUGGGCAUCUGCGCCACAACCUUUGUGCCAAUGCUGCACAGGUUUUUGGGAUUGCUCUGAACCUCAAAUGGUUGGGAAGUAGCCCACUGGGCAGGAGAGCCAAAACAGGAGAGUAGUUGGGUGGGCAAGUUUCGAGCAUACGUUUUUCUUAAAAAAAAAAAAAAAAAAAUCCCGAGUCCCAUGUUUCUUUUGCUGAUGUCUGAGAUAAAUAUCGCUGCUGCAGGUGAAGCCAGGCUAAACCCAUGGUCCAUUCUUUAAGGGUCCCCCCACCCCAGGGACCCUGGACCUAGUCGUGGGCUGGCAGGAAUCGUGGCCUGGCUUGGGAGAUCCGAAAGAGACAGGCGUGAUCGGAGAGGCUGGAGGUCAGGCGUCUCUCUUCAGUUAUGACCUUGCCCAUCACUGAGUCUCGGGUCCAAACUUGGUUGGUCCAGAGAAGGGGUGUCACCGUGUAGGACCGCAGUCCUGGGACAGGGUGACUUUGCUGUUGUGAUCACGCUAGACUGUGCCCGCUUGGGUGGCAAGGGCGCUGCGGACCUCCCCGUGGAGCGAUAAAGAGGCGGGGGCAACGCUGGGAGAUGGUGGGCGAGAGCCUGUGUUCCUCCUGAGUCCCGCUCUCUGUGGGUGCACGUAUUCAAAGAGCAUCGCUCCUCCUCGUCCGUGCGUUUUGCAGAAUUCCAGGUAGCAUUUCUACACUCUUCGGAUCCAGGAAACCUGGAUCCCACCUCACUUCAUCCAGGCUUCUCAGAGUGUCCCGCUCUCUCCUGCUUCCCAGGGACUUGGGACCAGCACUCUGCCCAUCUGUAGGUGGUUUUUUUUUUUUUUUUUUGGCUUCCUUACCAACUGGUGAGGCCCUGUCAGCUGCCUGUGAAAGUGGAUCACUAGAACAGAUGAACUUAAUCCCUCCUGGGGCCUGACAAGGGGGGACUGGGCCUUCGGGGCCUCCGGGGACAUCACUCCUCCAUUUCUCAUCUACUUUGUGUAAACCUAUUUUCUCACCUACUAAGUAGAAUCGGGGCUCCCUCCAUCUUCCCACCUCUUGUCUCUCGGCAGUUUUUAAGGGUAGUUAAGGCAGGAACAGGGUCGGCCUCUCUUGGGAAAACAACAUGACCGAACACAACACACCCUUUAAGCCUGUGCGUGUCCUCAUUAGACUUAGGCGGGGAUCUUAUGCAAACACCAGCAGCUUCUCUGCAGGCUUCUCUUCGGUUCUUAAGAAUUAGGAAUAAGCAGGGGUGCCUGGUGGCUCAGUCGGUUAAGCGUCCGACUUCGGCUCAGGUCACGAUCUCGCGGUUCGUGAGUUCGAGCCCCACGUCGGGCUCUGUGCUCACAGCCUGGAGCCUGCCUCGGAUUCUGUGUCUCCCUCCCUCCCUCCCUGCCCCUUCCCCAGCUCACACCCUGUCUCUCUCUGUCUCAAAAAGGAAAUCAACGUUAAAAAAAAUUUUUUUUAAAGAAUAAGGAACAAGCAUCCACAAUUUCCUGAAAAGUUAGCGUAGAUGCAUAGCUGAGGAAAUAUCUUUCUCACUAUGGUACCCAAACCACUGAAAUCAAUGACUUGUGAUCCCAACAUGCCAUCUCCAUACACAUUCUUUGGGGAACAGUUAGCCUGCCUUGAACGUUAGGCUCUUAACCUCUGCCCCCAGUGCGAAAACCUCAAGCCCCAUUUGUCCCGAUUGCAAACAUCUCCCCUGGCCUUUCUGUUGGGAUGACCUUUGCUGUCUGGCUUAGCGCUCCUGUCUAUUAAGAAGGACUUUUUUUUAGGAAAACGUUUGGCUUCUCCUUGAAAUUCUGACAUUUUCCAUAGUUAGAAGGCUGGGUUCGAAAUGACCUGCCGUUUGUUCUUACAGCAAACUCUGACCAGUAUUCGUGGUACCAUGAUGGGGGGGAAAUGGGAAAGAAAAGGGGGGCCCCAACUUACGGGCCAGCCCCACCAGUGCAGUGGAGGAGGCAAGUCCCUGCAGCCCUGGAUAAUACUUAUGCCAAAUGAUUUUAGUUGAUUGUUCUGGAGCCAGUCAGCAAAAGGAUCAGGUCUUUCCACUUGUAUCUUUUGAAAGGAGAGGCCAUAAUGGUUGUCGCGGCAGUGGGUGCUGCCACUUCACUCAAGUGUGUACGUGUAAUUUUUCAUGCUGUCCUUUUAAGUCCCGACAAUAGGACAGCAAUCCGCCGUAUUAAUGCAUUUGAGGCUGUAUUUACACAAUUGGACUGAGGAUGAAUAUGGUGGCUGUAGCCCAUUAAAUAAUGACCCAAGGGCUUGUCAUGGUUGGUCACUUUUUGAAGUAUCUUGUUUUGCAGCUGGAGAAUAAAAAGUAUGCUGGGGCGCCUGGGUGGCUCAGUCGGUUGGGCGUCCGACUUCGGCUCAGGUCAUGAUCUCGCAGGCUGUGAGUUCGAGCCCCACGUCGGGCUCUGUGCUGACAGCUCGGAGCCUGGAGCCUGCUUCAGAUUCUGUCUCCCUCUCUCUCUGCCCCUCCCCUGCUCAUGGUCUGUCUCUCUCUGUCUCUCAAAAAUAAAAACAUUUAAUAAAAAUUUUUUUUAAAAAGUAUGUAUAUUGGUGAAGACAAUUUUAGUUUUUGAGCUCUUCUGCUCUGUGGCCUGGAAUCCGGCAGAAACGGAUUGGAAAAGUCACUACCUGCUUCCUCCUCUUGCUGGCCUUCGUCACUCAUCUGACCCCCUCCCAGGCGGCUGUCUCACACACCCCACGCGUGCCCCUUCAAAGAGCAGGCCCUAUGGCUCCUUGGAGACAUUUGGAUUUUCUCUCUGGGGAAAGACUGCCCCCUGCUGGAAUCGCCUCAGCGGUGGCCCAGAGCACCUCUCCUUCAGGCGACUUGGGGAUUUGAAAGUCAAGCUCAUCGUGAUGUAUCCAACAUAGGCUUAGGACCUGUGGUCGGGCCAACCCUGCCUUUGGAAACCGUGACGCCAGAGUCCUCAGGACUCCUGGCACCUCUGGGAGGCAAGCAGAACAUGUCUCCUUUCUAACCGUCCUCGGCCUGCCCCCAGCCCACUACCAUUCCGGGCCGGGACCUCCAACCUGUACUGUCAUCCUAAACAGCUGUCACUCCAGGCUGAUUUUGCUCAGACCUGCCCCACAGCAUUAUGCAGAAGGAAACACAGAAGGGACCUUGAACUCAAAACCCGUGAAUGGCCGUGGCCGAAAUCACUCUACAACAGGCCUGAUGGCCGCACUGGUAACAUGGGAUUUUCUAGUCCGCGUCGGCAACUUGGGCUUCUUGAGUGUAAUCAAAGCAUGUGGUGUUUCGGGGCCAUAUGCUCCGGGUUUCUAUUUUGGAAGGUUUCAGAUGUCUUGCUCAUGUAGUGUAUGUAAAUUUAUUCUUUUUAAAAUAAAAUCAUUUUUGGUUUGCUUAUGA